UCUUAUUUACAUCUCAAUCGUAUACAGCAGUUUACAGAUUUGUCGUUUUAGUUUAAUUAAUUUAAUUUUUUAAAGUAUCUUGAAGUUAAAACAAGCCUUAUUUUUACGACUUGUGAAAAAAUAAUUAAAAGUGAAUGAACCCUGCUUGUGCAUUUAUUAAAUAUAUUUUCAAGAAGACUUUAAACCAGCUGAUUGUGAACUAUUAUUUUCACGCUUAAUUAGAUAGCGUAACUCAUCUUAACUUAUCUGAAUAAUAUUCUUAAAAACAAGAUCAAAUAAAAAGUAACAAAACGAAUUUUCGGAGAAGAAAGGGAGAAUUUUCGCGACAAUCUUCGGUCGCGUCUUGGACGUUAAUUUUUCUCAUUGUGCCUCAAAUCAUCGUUUUCAUCAUUGGUAAACAUGGACCUAAUAGCUUGGCUGUUGGCCGGCGUCGUUUUGUACGCGAUCUAUUUAUGUUUAUAUGAGCGUCUGCGGUAUUUCGAGAAUUUGAACUUACCCUACGUGCCUGGAGUACCGUUUUUCGGAUCAAUGGCCAGUGCGGUGUUUCAUAUCAAUCACAUUAGCGAGACGAUAAACUACAUUUACAAGUACAAUUCGAAAGCCAAGUACAUCGGGGCGUUCAACUUCAUGCGACCUGUAAUUGUCGUGAGAGAUCUAGAUAUUAUAACAGAAAGCGGGUUCUUGAGCCGAGGCGUGCCUGACACAGGCGGCGACCUCUUUGAAGGGCCUCGCGCGCUCUACUGUAAGUCCUGGACCUCCAAGGAGUUAAAGGAAAAGUUCAAAUUGAUUUUGGAGUACGGACGAAAUUUCGUUAAUUAUUUGAGCGAUCUGCCGGAAGAGGCUCGUAAAACGAUCGACACCAAGAACAUGUUUGAAAUGCUUACUAAUGACAUCUUAGGUAUAUGUGUUUAUGAUGAUAUCAUCGAGGAUUCCUUCGAAAAUCCAAAAAAUAAAUCGUUAGUCUUUGGUCAAAAGGUCACGACCAGCGGUGAUGAUAAGACCAUGAAAUUGUUCAUCAUCAGAUCAUUUCCCAACUUAAUGAAGUGGUUCAACAUUUUAAGACUUUUUAGCAACCGAGUCAAGCGUUUUUUUAACUGCAUCGUGAACACUAUGAUCGCAACUCAAGACGAGAAAGGAGCCAGUCGACCGGACAUAAUCUCACUGAUGAAGGUCGCUCAGAUCAAGAAGGGAAAGAAUUUGAAGUUCCAAGAAGUCCCUGAAAUUGUGACUUACUCAUUAUCUCGCGGCAGUUUCGAUGCUACCUCCACCCAAAUGUGUAUAAUAGUCCACGAGUUGGCCAUCAAUCCAGAUAUCCAGAAACGACUUCAAGAAGAAAUCGACGACGUUUUGAAGAGGAAUAAAGGAGAAAUAACAUUCGAAGCCCUCGAGAGAAUGCUGUAUCUCGAUGCCAUUUUCAAGGAGUCUAUCAGGCUACAUCCUCAAUUUCCCUUCAACGGCCGAUCGUGCAACAAAGCCUUCGAGCUUCCGCCAGCUUUGGAAGGUUCCGAGCCUUUCGUUGUUCAACCGGGCAUGAGCUUGUGGAUUCCCGCUGUAUCGAUAAACAGAGAUCCCAAAUACAACAACGACGCUGACAAAUUCAUUCCGGACAGGUAUUACCAGAAAGAAGUCACCGUAAAUGAUGUCUCGAGUUUGGGCUUGGGUAUUAACCCGAGACUUUACAGCAACAAUCGCUUCGCCAUAAUGCAAACGAAGCUAAUGUUAUUUUUUCUGCUGUCGAAAUUCAACUUAGUGCCCAACGAGAAGACAUGUUCACCUCUCUCGUACAGCAAAGAAUCUUUUAGUCUAAUUCCACCGGGUGGUUUUAGCCUGGCCAUUGAGCCAAGAAGUGAUGCGAGCGUUUACACAUACUCUUUGCUCUCCAUACCAUAAGUUGAUCAACAACGGGUGAUAUUUUUUAACUUCGAUUUGUAAUAAUUCAUUUUCUAUGAGAAAAAAUUUAGACGAAACCGAUUAUAACAAACCUCGAGAAAUCAAUGAAUUUGGUCGUUUAACCGGACCAAAAAAAUUACAUAACAUAAUUAUAAAAUAGCCAUAUAUUUUUUUAUUGAUUUAUUGUUUUUUUUUAAUAUACGUAGAAUAAUAAAAGCUCACCAGUUCCGAUCUGGAAAAUUCUGAAACACCAA
Trichogramma pretiosum is the source of this 2144-nucleotide messenger RNA. Its product is annotated as cytochrome P450 9e2-like. Bases 400 to 1890 code for a protein of 496 amino acids. Gene Ontology annotation, molecular function: iron ion binding; monooxygenase activity; oxidoreductase activity, acting on paired donors, with incorporation or reduction of molecular oxygen. The transcript has a single exon. Lineage: Eukaryota; Metazoa; Arthropoda; Insecta; Hymenoptera; Trichogrammatidae. The record is from RefSeq and is a predicted model, not a curated record.